CAUAUCCGGGUCCGUUCAAGAGGCGCUGAUCACGCUCCAGACAGCCGGUUCCUUUUCUUGUUUCCUCUCUAGUGUCCGAGCUGCGGAGAAGAGAGACCCCCACCAUGCCCGGACUUCUGCUCGGGGACGAGUUCCCCAACUUCGAGGCCGACACCACCAUCGGCAGGAUCAAGUUACACGACUUCCUGGGCAGCUCAUGGGGUAUCCUGUUCUCCCACCCGAAGGACUUCACUCCCGUCUGCACCACCGAGCUCGCCUGCGCCUCCAGGAUCAGCGACGAGUUCAAGAAACGAGGCGUGAAGAUGAUCGCCUUGUCCAUCGACAGCGUGGAGGACCACCACAACUGGAGCAAGGAUGUGAUGGCGUUCAACAGCGCGGCCGAAACCUCUCUCCCGUUCCCCAUCAUCGCCGACGACAAGCGGGAGCUGUCGGUCCAGCUCGGCAUGCUGGACCCCGACGAGAGAGACGAGGACGGGAUGCCGCUCACCGCUCGCUGUGUCUUUGUGAUUGGCCCGGACAAGAAGCUGAAGCUGUCCAUCCUCUACCCCGCCACCACAGGAAGGAACUUUGACGAGCUGCUCCGAGUUAUCGACUCUCUGCAGCUCACCGCACAGAAGAAGGUGGCCACGCCCGUCAACUGGAAGCCGGGUGAGGAAGUCAUGGUCAUCCCGUCGCUCUCUGAGGGCGAAGCCGCCGUUCUCUUCCCCAAUGGCGUGACCGCCAAAGAGGUGCCUUCUGGGAAGAAAUACCUGCGCUACACCCAGCUCUGAAGAGACACUAAGAAAAAUAAUUGGAAAUCCUUGAAAUAAUUCUCACACUUGGAGGCAUAUAUAUAUAUGUGUAUAUGUGUCAUUUUACACUGCCUUGAUUCCUUCAAUAA
Cyclopterus lumpus (lumpfish) is the source of this 880-nucleotide messenger RNA. It is a transcript of the gene prdx6, whose product is annotated as peroxiredoxin 6. Gene Ontology annotation, molecular function: peroxiredoxin activity. Bases 105 to 770 code for a protein of 221 amino acids. The transcript is spliced from 6 exons. The record is from RefSeq and is a predicted model, not a curated record. Gene Ontology annotation, biological process: cellular oxidant detoxification; cell redox homeostasis. Gene Ontology annotation, cellular component: cytosol; mitochondrion. NCBI's taxonomy places the organism in Eukaryota, Metazoa, Chordata, Actinopteri, Perciformes, Cyclopteridae.